Messenger RNA from Salvia miltiorrhiza (redroot sage), 822 nucleotides. RefSeq lists its product as uncharacterized. The transcript is spliced from 2 exons. The record is from RefSeq and is a predicted model, not a curated record. Lineage: Eukaryota; Viridiplantae; Streptophyta; Magnoliopsida; Lamiales; Lamiaceae. Bases 163 to 708 code for a protein of 181 amino acids.
CAUCUUGCUUGCAAGCAAAAAACCUGCCCCUCCACUGCACCAAUGCAGCGCUACGGUCGAAGCCCAAGACAAUUUGAUAUCAUUUUUUCAGAAAAAGAAAAUUGCUUAAAAUCUAUAUAAAUGAAUAUUGGUGAAUAGAAGAGAAGCAAGGCAGUAGUAGGCAUGGCGGAAUCGACGGUGAGCAUGAAGCUGUUGAUCGACAAGAGAGGGAAGCGAGUGGUAUUCGCGGAGGCCGGAAAAGACUGCGUGGAUUUCCUCUUCAGCAUACUGUCUCUGCCCGUUGCCACCAUCAUUCGCUUGCUCAGAGAGGAAGGCAUGGAUGGCUCUUUGCCCAACCUCUACAAAAGCUUGGAAAAUCUCAACGACGACUACAUAGAGCCCGACAAGAAGAAGGACUUCUAUCUGAAACCGGUCUCCUCUUCUUCGCUUCCGCUGCUGGCUCUCGAAGCUGCGUCAAGUACUGGAAACAACUCUUACAGAUGUAACUACUGCUCUCAUUAUAUUGAUCCAAAUGCGCAAGUGGUGUCGGGAGACGGCAGUUUGGUGAAGGGGGUGGUGACUUAUAUGGUGAUGGAUGAUUUGGAGAUCAAGCCCAUGUCUACUAUCUCCAGCAUUACUCUGCUCAAUGACUUCAAUGUUAAGUAUGUGGGUGCUUUGAAGGAAAAAGUUGUCCAUUUGGGAAUGGAUGAGAAGCACUACCUGAUUUGAUGAUGACGAGCUUGAUUAAAUGGUUUCUUCCUUUUUGGUUAGGCUUUGGAGUUAUUGAAGAUUUCUCUCCAGAGCAAGAAUGUUCUUACAGAACUCUUCUGCUAGCUAGUUCAA